Messenger RNA from Ochotona curzoniae (black-lipped pika), 6738 nucleotides. It is a transcript of the gene SLIT2, whose product is annotated as slit guidance ligand 2. Gene Ontology annotation, molecular function: Roundabout binding; heparin binding; calcium ion binding. Bases 1930 to 6507 code for a protein of 1525 amino acids. Gene Ontology annotation, biological process: retinal ganglion cell axon guidance; negative chemotaxis; negative regulation of cell growth. The record is from RefSeq and is a predicted model, not a curated record. NCBI's taxonomy places the organism in Eukaryota, Metazoa, Chordata, Mammalia, Lagomorpha, Ochotonidae. The transcript has 37 exons.
UUGGGGUUAUUUAUUUGGGGAGCUCCUGGACGGCGGAGGUUGGCGGCGGGGGACGACGGGGGCUGCCGCACACGGUGGCUUAAGCAGGCGGUGGAGGCGGCGAGUGAUGGGAGCGCCGAGGCUCCCGGGCGCAGGCCGGAGCUGCCGAGCUUUCCGGGCGCGGCGAGAGUGCUGAGCAGAAAGGGGAGCGUCCCGGGGGUCUGCAGCCCGCUCCAGAGGCGCGGGCCGGGAUUCUGCUUGGCUGCCCCCCUCCAACCCCCACUGCCAGGCGUCCGGAGCGGACAACUCCAGUUACAGCCACAGCCCACCUCCCCGCAGCCCGGCGAGACUCAGGCUGCCGCGUCCGUCCUAUUGUUCAGACACUUGCCAGGGACUCCGGAGCCGCUGAGCCACCGAGUGCCCGCUCCCGGUCGCCGCCUUCCCUCUCCCUCACCUCCCUCCCCCGAGGACGAGGCCCGGAAAGCAGCGAGGGCAGUCGGGAGAGGGGAAGGGGCUGCGGAAGCACGGGCUGCGGAACUGCGGCCGGCGAGUCAGGUGCGGCAGUCGGAGCCGGGAGGCGUCGCGACGAAGGCGGGCGGACGGACUCCUGCCCUGGCUGUGGGGGACGCGAUUCAAAACCUGGGAAAAGUUCCUGCACUUGGAGAAGGAGGAUCUACUGGUGGGCGGGUGUUGAGCUGCUGCGUCCGCCGGGAGCCGCCCGUCGUCUUUUCCACCUUGGCCAUCAGGUGUCUGCCUUGGAGCUGCGGCGUAGCCUGGAGACCACAGGAGCUGCCACACGCGCGCACUCACCGCCGCCGCUGAGCUGUCUCCCGGGCUCUCCACGGAGUCCCGGAUCCCGCUCGCCCGCCGCCCCCCUAAGCCAUCCUCCGAGACACCUCAGCAGGAGCCGGGUCGCGGACACUUCCACCUUGGUCUUUGCCUUUUGGUUUCUAUCGGCCUGCCGGGAGGCAAGUCCCGCUCCAGCCAGUCCCCACUAGAUCUUAGCGGGAGCUUUCGUCCUCAACUUGGCCUCUUGGAUUUCCCCUGCUGGGGGUGCCGACCGGUGGAUAUUUCUGCCCCGCUGCAGCGAUCGACUGCCCUUUUGUCUUUUUCUGCGUGACCUCGGGGCAGGCCCUGGUGCAGAGCGUCGCCAAGGACGCCGGGCGGGAGGCGGGAUUGCUGAGACACCCUUCGGCGAAGUGCAUGUGCAUUUGCACCCGGUCCUCGGCUGUCGGGAGACCGCGAGGACGGCUCCGGGCUGCGGCGGAGCCGCGGGCGGGGGAGAGGCCCUGUGAGUGUGUGCCCGCCUGCGCCCCCCGGGCUGCGCGUCCGCUCAGUGCGCCCCGGCGCGCCAUGCCCAGUCGCCCGGCGCGCUUCGCUCCGGGCCCACAGGGCUUCGGCGCCUUCUAGCUUCAGGGAGCCCACUUUGACCGUGGCCACCAUUUCUACUGAGCUCAGCUCCUCUGCCUUGUAUCCUCCCAAGUGGAAUUGGAUUUUGCGGAGGGCUGCGUGGGAUCAGAGCACUCUCCGCCCCCCACCUUCCCCUGUGCCACUGGCCCCUGCCUUUGCCCAGACGGUGGAAGCCCUGACGCUCUUGUCGACAACUUGAUCUACCUUAGGAGACGAAAGACGCGUGCUCACCCUUGCGCUGCCCUCGGGGUCUCUUUGCAGCUUUGGCCAAGGACCCCUUCUGAUGAUCAGGACGUGAAGUUGCUUCAGGAGCGCCUGCCCUGCUAGAGGAGGGUGGUGGGAGGCGUGUGCCUCCUUCGGCUCUACCGCCCUGAGUAUUCUUACUGCUCCGUAUUAUUUUGCGCACAUUUUCCUGGGCACUUUGGGUUGCUAGUCCCUGCCCUGGGCGCUGGGCCUCCGACCGCGCGCGGAUCCCUCUUUGGAGCAGCGAGCUACAGAGAACCCCCUGGCGUCGGCUGGCGAGGAGGCGGCGGGGGGAAGAUGCGCGCCGUUGGCUGGCAGACGCUGCCCCUGUCGCUGGGGUUCGUGCUGGCGAUCCUGAGCGGCGUGGCGCCACAGGCGUGCCCCGCACAGUGCUCCUGCUCCGGCAGCACGGUGGACUGUCACGGGCUGGCGCUGCGCAGCGUACCCAGGAACAUCCCCCGCAACACCGAGCGACUGGAUUUGAACGGAAAUAACAUCACACGGAUCACGAAGACAGACUUUGCUGGUCUUAGACACCUAAGAGUUCUGCAGCUUAUGGAGAAUAAGAUUAGCAGCAUUGAGAGAGGGGCGUUCCAGGAUCUUAAAGAACUGGAAAGACUGCGUUUAAACAGAAACCACCUUCAGCUGUUUCCUGAGCUGCUGUUUCUUGGGACUUCGAAGCUAUAUAGGCUUGAUCUCAGUGAAAAUCAGAUUCAGGCAAUUCCCAGGAAGGCUUUCCGUGGAGCAGUUGACAUCAAAAACUUGCAGCUGGAUUACAACCAGAUCAGCUGCAUUGAAGAUGGGGCAUUUAGGGCUCUCCGCGACCUGGAAGUGCUCACUCUCAACAAUAACAACAUUACUAGACUUUCUGUGGCAAGUUUCAACCAUAUGCCCAAACUUAGGACUUUUCGACUCCAUUCAAACAACCUGUAUUGUGACUGCCAUCUGGCCUGGCUGUCUGACUGGCUUCGCCAAAGACCUCGAGUGGGCUUGUACACCCAGUGCAUGGGCCCUUCUCACCUGAGAGGCCAUAACGUAGCUGAGGUUCAAAAACGAGAAUUUGUCUGCAGUGAUGAGGAAGAAGGUCACCAGUCAUUUAUGGCUCCUUCUUGUAGCGUGUUGCACUGCCCUGCUGCCUGCACCUGUAGCAACAAUAUAGUUGACUGUCGUGGCAAAGGGCUCACUGAGAUCCCCACCAACCUGCCAGAGACCAUCACGGAAAUACGUUUGGAACAGAAUUCAAUCAAGGUCAUCCCUCCUGGAGCUUUCUCACCAUACAAAAAACUUCGCAGAAUUGACCUGAGCAAUAAUCAGAUCUCUGAACUUGCGCCAGAUGCUUUCCAAGGACUCCGGUCUCUGAAUUCACUUGUCCUGUAUGGAAAUAAAAUUACAGAACUCCCAAAAGGUUUAUUUGAAGGACUAUUUUCCUUACAGCUACUAUUAUUGAAUGCCAACAAGAUAAACUGCCUUCGGGUAGAUGCUUUUCAGGAUCUCCACAACUUGAACCUUCUCUCCUUGUAUGACAACAAGCUUCAGACCAUCGCCAAGGGGACCUUUUCUCCUCUCCGGGCCAUUCAAACUAUGCAUUUGGCCCAGAACCCCUUCAUUUGUGACUGCCAUCUGAAGUGGCUGGCGGAUUAUCUCCAUACCAACCCGAUUGAGACCAGUGGUGCCCGCUGCACCAGCCCCCGCCGUCUGGCGAACAAAAGAAUCGGACAGAUCAAAAGCAAGAAAUUCCGUUGUUCAGGUACAGAAGAUUACCGGUCAAAACUAAGUGGAGACUGCUUUGCAGACUUGGCCUGCCCUGAAAAGUGCCGCUGUGAAGGGACCACAGUAGACUGCUCCAAUCAAAAACUCAACAAAAUCCCAGAGCACAUUCCCCAGUACACUGCAGAACUGCGUCUCAAUAAUAAUGAAUUCACAGUUUUGGAAGCUACAGGAAUCUUUAAAAAACUUCCUCAGUUACGGAAAAUCAACUUCAGCAACAAUAAGAUCACAGAUAUCGAGGAGGGAGCCUUUGAAGGGGCAUCUGGUGUCAAUGAAAUGCUUCUCACCAGUAACCGUCUGGAAAACGUGCAUCACAAGAUGUUCAAGGGGCUGGAAAGCCUCAAAACACUGAUGCUGAGAAGUAACCGAAUAAGCUGUGUUGGAAAUGACAGUUUUAUAGGACUCGGUUCUGUGCGUUUGCUUUCUUUAUAUGAUAAUCAAAUCACUACAAUUGCACCAGGGGCAUUUGAUACCCUCCAUUCUUUAUCAACUCUAAACCUCUUGGCCAAUCCUUUUAACUGUAACUGCUACCUGGCGUGGCUGGGAGAGUGGCUCCGGAGAAAAAGGAUCGUCACAGGGAACCCUCGCUGCCAAAAACCGUACUUCCUCAAAGAGAUCCCCAUCCAGGACGUGGCCAUUCAGGACUUCACGUGUGAUGAUGGAAAUGAUGAUAACAGUUGUUCCCCGCUUUAUCGCUGUCCUACUGAGUGCACCUGCCUGGAUACCGUAGUUCGAUGUAGCAACAAGGGCUUGAAGAUCCUGCCGAAAGGCAUCCCGAGAGAUGUCACAGAGUUGUAUCUGGAUGGAAAUCAAUUUACAUUGGUUCCCAAGGAACUCUCUAACUACAAACAUUUAACACUUAUAGAUUUAAGUAACAACAGAAUAAGCACCCUUUCCAAUCAGAGCUUCAGCAACAUGAGCCAGCUCCUGACCCUAAUUCUUAGUUACAACCGCCUGCGAUGUAUUCCCUCUCGAACCUUCGAUGGCCUGAAGUCUCUCCGGCUGCUUUCUCUACAUGGGAAUGACAUUUCUGCUGUGCCUGAAGGUGCCUUCAACGAUCUUUCUGCAUUAUCACACCUAGCGAUUGGAGCCAACCCUCUUUACUGUGAUUGUAACAUGCAGUGGUUGUCCGACUGGGUCAAGUCGGAAUAUAAGGAGCCCGGGAUUGCUCGCUGCGCUGGUCCUGGAGAAAUGGCAGAUAAGCUGCUCCUCACAACGCCCUCCAAAAAAUUUACAUGCCAAGGUCCUGUUGAUGUCAAUAUUCUCGCUAAAUGUAAUCCCUGCCUGUCAAACCCAUGUAAAAAUGAUGGCACCUGCAAUAAUGACCCUGUUGACUUUUAUCGAUGCACCUGUCCCUAUGGAUUCAAGGGCCAAGACUGUGAUAUUCCCAUUCAUGCCUGCAUCAGCAACCCGUGUAAGCAUGGAGGCACCUGCCACUUAAAAGAAGGAGAGAAAGAUGGAUUCUGGUGUAUUUGUGCUGAUGGAUUUGAAGGGGAAAACUGUGAAAUCAAUAUUGAUGACUGUGAAGAUAAUGACUGUGAAAAUAAUUCUACGUGUGUUGAUGGGAUUAAUAACUACACCUGCCUUUGCCCACCUGAGUACACAGGCGAACUGUGUGAGGAAAAGCUCGACUUCUGUGCCCAAGACCUCAACCCAUGCCAGCACAACUCGAAGUGCAUCCUGACGCCAAAGGGCUACAAGUGUGACUGCACUCCGGGGUACAUAGGCGAACACUGCGAUAUCGACUUUGACGACUGCCAAGAAAACAAGUGCAAAAAUGGUGCUCACUGCACAGAUGCAGUGAAUGGCUACACGUGCACCUGCCCUGAAGGAUACAGUGGCUUGUUCUGCGAGUUCUCUCCGCCCAUGGUCCUCCCUCGUACCAGCCCUUGCGAUAAUUUUGAUUGUCAGAAUGGAGCUCAGUGCAUUGUCAGGAUAAACGAGCCAAUAUGUCAGUGUUUGCCGGGUUACCAGGGAGAGAAAUGUGAAAAAUUGGUCAGUGUGAAUUUUGUAAACAAAGAGUCAUACCUUCAGAUCCCUUCAGCCAAGGUUCGGCCUCAGACAAACAUCACACUUCAGAUUGCCACAGAUGAGGACAGUGGCAUCCUGUUGUACAAAGGUGACAAGGACCACAUCGCCGUUGAGCUCUACCGGGGGCGUGUCCGUGCCAGCUACGACACCGGCUCUCACCCGGCUUCUGCCAUUUACAGUGUGGAGACGAUCAACGAUGGGAACUUCCACAUCGUGGAGCUGCUUGCCCUGGAUCAGAGUCUCUCCCUCUCCGUGGAUGGGGGCAGCCCCAAAGUCAUCACCAACCUGUCAAAGCAGUCCACUCUGAAUUUUGACUCCCCACUCUACGUAGGAGGAAUACCCGGGAAAAGCAAUGUGGCAUCCCUGCGCCAGGCCCCUGGCCAGAAUGGGACCAGCUUCCACGGCUGCAUCCGGAACCUUUACAUCAACAGUGAACUGCAGGACUUCCGAAAAGUGCCCAUGCAAACAGGCAUCCUGCCCGGCUGUGAGCCAUGCCACAAGAAGGUGUGUGCCCAUGGCGUGUGCCGGCCCAGCAGUCACUCUGGCUUCACCUGCGAGUGUGAGGAAGGAUGGAUGGGACCCCUCUGUGACCAGCAGACCAAUGAUCCUUGUAUUAGAAACAAAUGUGUGCAUGGUACCUGCUUGCCCAUCAAUGCGUUCUCCUAUAGUUGCAAAUGCCUGGAGGGCCACGGAGGUGUCCUCUGUGAUGAGGAAGAAGAUCUUUUUAACCCAUGCCAGGCCAUCAAAUGUAAGCACGGGAAGUGCAGGCUCUCCGGACUCGGCCAGCCCUACUGUGAAUGCAGCAGCGGCUAUACUGGCGACAGCUGCGAUCGAGAAAUCUCCUGUCGAGGGGAGCGUGUGCGGGAUUACUACCAGAGACAGCGGGGCUACGCGGCCUGCCAGACGACCAAGAAGGUGUCACGUCUGGAGUGCAAGGGCGGCUGCGCUGGGGGACAGUGCUGCGCGCCCCUGCGGAGCAAGAGGAGGAAAUACUCUUUCGAAUGCACGGACGGCUCCUCCUUUGUGGAAGAGCUGGAGAAGGUGGUCAAGUGCGGCUGCGCGAGGUGUGCGUCCUAAUGGCACCCGGGCGGCUUUGCCUCCGGCAAAGGUUGUAUACUUUUUUGGCCAUGUUGGACUCACUCAUGCCUCAUAGUGGAAAUAUUUGAAAUAUAUUGUAAGAUACAAAACAGACUUAUUUUUAUUAUGAGAAUAAAGACCUUUUUUUUCCUGCCUUUGAAAAAAAAAAAAAACACAAUAUAAGACGUACUUGAACUAAAGCUUCCCCUGUGCUGGAGAAGUGUGAAGAAA